GCCAAUGAGUCUUGUCAACCUUUCGAGCUCUUUCUUCGAAGUGGGGAUUCGCUCCUCUCUCUCUCUCUCUCAUCCCUCUUGCGUUCUCCCCUUUCGAAGGCGAGGGGUGCUUCUUUAGUCGUCGAAUCGAAGGCGGAUUUGCACUUCUUCCGAUCGUUCUCCGCAGCUGAUGGGUUCCAGAGUUGUUCCUUUCAGUAAUCCUCGAAACUCUCCUGAUGGAGUUCUUGGAAGACUUGGAUCUCAAGAUACAAGUGGGUUGGUUCUAAAUGGAGAAAGAUCUCUGCUGAUUAGCCAUGAACAGAAUGGCGGUGUAGUUCCCGUAACAAGUCCACUAGUCAGUGGAAGAAGAGAUAUCAGCAGGUCGAUGGCUGGAUUAAAAUCUUUUCGUGAUGUUGAGAUAGACUUGGAAGAUGGUAAAGUUGAGAAAGAUAGGGAUAAUAUUUUACGUGGCUACAAACCUAUAAAGCUACGUAAUCAAGCUCUUCUUUCUGGUCUUGCAUACUGCAUAUCAUCAUGCAGCAUGAUACUUGUAAACAAGUUUGUGCUGUCAGGCUAUGAUUUUAGUGCUGGAAUAUCGUUAAUGCUUUACCAGAAUCUUGUUUCAGUAAUUGUAGUUUCCAUUUUGAGUUCAUCAGGUGUAAUAUCAACAGAACCUCUCACAUGGAAACUAAUCAGAGUCUGGUUGCCGGUGAAUGUUAUAUUUGUUGGGAUGCUUAUCACAAGCAUGUUUAGCUUAAAAUACAUCAAUGUUGCCAUGGUAACAGUUCUUAAGAAUGUCACUAAUGUCAUUACUGCUCUGGGGGAAACAUAUCUUUUCAUGAAACAUCACGACAAAAAAGUGUGGACAGCCCUGUUCCUAAUGAUAAUUUCUGCGAUUUCUGGAGGGGCAACUGAUCUCUCCUUUCAUGCAACUGGCUAUGCAUGGCAGAUCAUAAAUUGUUUUCUGACAGCAUCAUAUUCGUUAACACUACGACGAGUCAUGGAUACUGCAAAGCAAGUCACUAAAUCUGGAAACUUGAAUGAAUUUUCGAUGGUUUUGCUCAAUAACACUCUUUCUCUGCCUUUGGGACUUUUGCUUAUAUUUGCUUUCAAUGAGGUGGACUAUCUCUAUAAAACGCCACUUUUGAAGAUGCCUAUGUUCUGGUUGGUGAUAACUUCAAGUGGUUUUUUGGGCCUUGCUAUCAGCUUCACAUCAAUGUGGUUUCUUCAUCAGACAGGUGCAACUACAUAUAGCCUUGUAGGAUCACUCAAUAAGAUUCCUCUUUCGAUUGCUGGGAUCAUUCUCUUCAAAGUUCCAACCAGCAUGGAGAAUUUCUUGAGCAUUCUUUUUGGCCUCUUAGCAGGUGUAUUGUUUGCAAAAGCAAAAAUGCGGGAUGGAUCUCAGUCCUGAGGCAGUAAAAGAUGCUCGUCGGACCACAACUUAGAUUUGAAAAAGAAUUAUGGACAAUUCAAUUAGCGGAGAUGCAACUCAUAUAACAUGAAGUGUUAGUGGAACCGAGGACAUUAUUGAUAACAGGGAACGGAUACAUAGUACAAAGUUCGAUACCACUGAAACCUCCUUAUCCAAGGUUAAAACAUUUUGCAUCGAGGAAAAAGGAAUUUCACUUUCCUGGAGGUAUACAUGGUAGAUAAAUGGGCAUUGGUACAGAAAUUCUUGGCUACCUACCUCUGCCAAUAUAUAUGUAAUUUUUUUGGUGUUAGCUGAUUUGAAUAGGGAGCGCCAUUUCGCCUAGUGCCGAGCUCGAAGCCAAACAUCACGAUGCUACAUUAAUUAUUCUUUUUCAUAAAGAAUAUGCUUCAAUAAUUUUUAUCCUUUCAAGAAUAGUUGUUGGUACGAAGGCAUGUAUGUUGAAUCAAUAACUAAAUUGUCAUUCAGCAUAUAGAGCAGGACAAUGUUGAGAGUGUUGUGAUUGUUGAGUUGCUAAAGACCCGAGGACCAUUGUGCUGAUUGUGAAGCUAAAGUAUGAGGUCCAAGGAUCUUAAUACGUGCCUAAACAGGAAGAAAGCAGCAGGUAUUGAAGUCUGUUUCUUCAUAUUGUAAGCAUGCUGACACUUGUGCAAGAAGAACUCUUCUUGAGAGGUAACUCUUCUUAAAAUUUUCAA
This is a messenger RNA of Musa acuminata AAA Group (dessert banana), 2103 nucleotides long. RefSeq names its product GDP-mannose transporter GONST1-like. Gene Ontology annotation, cellular component: Golgi apparatus. The record is from RefSeq and is a predicted model, not a curated record. Gene Ontology annotation, molecular function: GDP-fucose transmembrane transporter activity; antiporter activity. The coding region runs from base 170 to 1390 and encodes 406 amino acids. The transcript is spliced from 10 exons. Lineage: Eukaryota; Viridiplantae; Streptophyta; Magnoliopsida; Zingiberales; Musaceae.